Molecule: messenger RNA, 1698 nt
Organism: Triticum aestivum (bread wheat)
Lineage: Eukaryota; Viridiplantae; Streptophyta; Magnoliopsida; Poales; Poaceae
Exons: 2
Coding region: 43-1356 (437 amino acids)
Source: RefSeq, a predicted model, not a curated record
UGAGAAGGGACGCGGCGGAAGCUGUGUCGUGUGUGCCCCCCCAUGGCCGGAAGCCGCCGCCGCCGCCGCGGAAGAGCGCGGGUGCCGCAGCAGGGUGCCGAACCCUUGCCGCCGGAAGACACCGCUCUCAGCUCCAGAGAAGUUACCACUGUAGAGAUGCCGUCUAAGAACACCUGCCCCGCCUCAGCCUCUACCUCCCCACCAUUGUCUGGACCUCAUGUUUGUGCAGAUCUCGUGGACAGCCUGCUUCAUGAAAUUCUGCUUCACGAAAUUAUCGCUCUCUUUAACUCAUUCCAUGACUUCCUUGCUUUCAUUGGCACAUGCCACUCUUGGCGCACUGCAGUCUCUACCUUUCCAUCUGCGCAUACAUUCAGCUUCCCGCCACUUCACUUCAAACCAGAUGGUUCUUAUGUUCAUCCACAUAAUGGCGAUAUCAAGCCCAUCCUUUUAUCUAAUUGCAAAUGGCAGCUCAGUGAUCCUACCAAGAAAGACUUAUCCCUUGUGUGUUCAGUGCCUGAAAAUAGUCCAAAUACAAUGCACUAUUUGGGCUGUUCAUAUGGGUAUCUUAUCUUCUCCUACAAGGAGCACUGCCUCCUUGUCGAUGUGUACACUGGCACCAAGGUGAAUCCCCCUAAACUCCCAGCCAGCAACCAACUUGGAUACUUUUGUGGCAUAGGCAUCCUUACGGCUCCAUUAAUUUCACCCAACUCUCGCCUCCUCCUUUUCUCGAGGGCUUCCAUGUUUGAGUGGCAGGUUGGAACAAACUUCUGGUCCGAGCACCCUCUUGAUAUUGGUCGUGAACGCAUCUAUCAGAUUGUGUCCUUUAAAGAUGAUAUCUUUGUCAUAGAUGCUUUUCUGAGGCUCCACACUAUACACUUGUCACCUCAGUUCAGCAUGCGAGAAGUAGUAAUUCAAUGGGAGUUCCUGCCUAUUAACUCGUGGUUGGUGGUCUGUGGUGACAUGCUUCUCAUGGUUGUUCAAAGCUUAAGCUCCAGCGAAUCAGAUGUCUUAUUCAACUCAACCUUUAAGGUCUAUCGCCUCAAUUUUUCUAUUGAACCGGCAAAGUGGGUGAAGUUAGAGAAGUUGGAAAAUCAUGCGUUGUUUGUUAGUCUUGAUAGGAGGGACCCUACAUUCUGCUGCAUCAGCCCGGAAAGAUGGGGAGGAAAGAGUAACUGCAUUUAUUUUGCGAGGCUAUCUGAUGAUCCUGAUGAGACUUGGACUGCGGUCGAGCUUGGUCAGCCAGUACAAAAAAGAACAGUUCACCCCAUGUUCUAUGGUCGUGCGUCCCCUCCCGACUGCGGUCUACUAAGUAACCUUUGGGUGUUCCCCAGUUUAAUUUAUGGUUCUGGCCAGUAAUCCAGUCACAGAGUUGUGUCUAGUCUUGUGCAAGACCUGACCUGACGUUUUUCUUGGCUAGCAACUGGUUCGAUAACUGUAAUGGCUUCCUGACAUUGGGACCAAUGUUUUGUGUUAGCUGAUUCGUAUUAAUUGGCGUGCUGUCGCUGCUGUUAUGCGCAGUUAUAUUGUGGUGAACAUCGGGAUUGCAUUUGUCAUCUGCUUGGGGCACAUGGGUUUCAACCAUCUGUUGAUAAACAAGACAAUUCACAAGUGUAACUUGGGGUACUAUUGUGGACAAACUCGUUGCGUAUUCAGCUUUACCUCCCUUAUUAUGUAUACAUUCUGGUGCUUUUGAAACGU